UUUGCCAUAAAACGGAGUAAGGUCAAGGGACCUGCACAGGAGAUGCAAUUUUGGGGAAUAAAAUGGCAAGAUGGGUGUAGACAGAUCCCCACAGAUGUGAUCAACAAGAUAACAGCAAUGUCUCCACCAACUAAUAAGAAAGAAACGCAAGCUUUCUUGGGUGCUAUGGGGUUCUGGAGAAUGCACAUCCCAAAUUACAGUUUGAUUGUAAGCCCUCUCUAUCAUGUGACCAGGAAGAAGAAUGAUUUUAAAUGGGGCCCUGAGCAGCAACAAGACUUUGAGCAAAUUAAAUGCGAGAUAGUUCAUGCAGUAGCUCUUGGACCAGUCCGGACUGGGCCAGAUGUAAAAAAUGUACUAUAUACUGCAGCUGGGGAGAAUGGUCCUGCCUGGAGCCUCUGGCAGAAAGCUCCAGGGGAGACUCGAGGUCGACCCCUCGGCUUUUGGAGUUGGGGAUAUAAAGGAUCUGAGGCCAGCUAUACCCCAACUGAGAAAGAGAUACUGGCAGCCUAUGAAGGGGUUCGAGCUGCUUCGGAAGUGAUAGGCACUGAAGCACAGCUCCUCCUGGCACCCCGGGUGCCUGUGCUGGGCUGGAUGUUCAAGGGCAGGGUCUCCUCUACACAUCAUGCAACUGAUGCUACAUGGAGUAAAUGGGCUGCACUAAUUACACAACGAACUCGAAUAGGAAAUCCCAGUCGUCCAGGCAUUCUAGAAGUCAUCAUGGACUGGCCACAGGGCAAAGAUUUCGGAAUGUCACCAGAGGAGGAGGAGGUGGUGCGCGCUGAAGAGGCCCCACCAUAUAAUAAACUGUCAGAAAGUGAAAAGCAAUAUGCCUUGUUUACUGAUGGCUCUUGCCAUAUUGUGGGAAAGCAUCGGAGAUGGAAGGCAGCUGUAUGGAGUCCUGGACGACAAGUUGCAGAAACUGCUGACGGAGAGGGUGAAUCGAGUCAGUUUGCCGAGGUGAAAGCCAUCCAGCUGGCCCUGGACAUUGCUGAACGAGAAAAGUGGCCAGUACUUUAUCUCUAUACUGACUCAUGGAUGGUGGCAAAUGCCCUGUGGGGGUGGUUGAAGCAAUGGAAGCAGAGCAACUGGCAACGCAGAGGUAAACCCAUCUGGGCUGCUGCACUGUGGAAAGGUAUUGCUGCCAGGGUGCAGAACCUGGUGGUGAAGGUACGUCAUGUAGAUGCCCAUGUACCCAAGAGUCGGGCCACUGAGGAACACCAGAACAACCAACAAGUGGAUAAAGCGGCUAAGAUUGAAGUGGCUCAGAUGGACUUAGAUUGGCAACAUAACGGUGAAUUAUUUUUGGCCUGGUGGGCCCAUGACACUUCAGGCCAUCAGGGCAGAGAUGCAACAUAUAGAUGGGCCCGUGGCCGAGGGGUGGACUUAACAAUGGACACUAUUGCCCAGGUUAUUCAUGAGUGUGAAACAUGUGCUGCAAUUAAACAAGCCAAGCGGUUAAAGCCUCUUUGGUAUGGAGGACGAUGGUUGAAGUAUAAAUAUGGGGAGGCCUGGCAGAUUGACUAUAUCACACUGCCACCAACCCUCCAAGGCAAGCGCCAUGUGCUUACCAUGGUGGAAGCAACCACCGGGUGGCUGGAAACAUACGCUGUGCCCCAUGCCACUGCCCGCAACACUAUCCUGGGCCUUGAGAAACAGAUUUUGUGGCGACACGGCACCCCAGAGAGAAUUGAGUCAGACAAUGGGACUCAUUUCCGGAAUAACCUUAUAGAUAUUUGGGCCAAAGAGCAUGGCAUUGAGUGGGUAUAUCACAUCCCCUACCAUUCACCAGCCUCUGGGAAAAUCGAACGGUACAAUGGGCUGUUAAAAACUACACUGAGAGCAAUGGGUGGGGGAACUUUCAAGCAUUGGGAUACACACUUACCAAAGGCCACCUGGUUGGUCAACACCAGAGGAUCUGCCAACAGGGCUGGCCCAGCCCAGUCAGAACUUUUACAUAAUGUAGAGGGGGACAAAGUUCCCGUGGUGCAUAUGAAGAAUUUGCUGGGGAAGACAGUCUGGGUAAUUCCUGCUUCAGGUAAAGUCAAACCCACUCGUGGGAUUGCUUUUGCUCAGGGACGUGGAUAUACUUGGUGGGUAAUGCGGGAAGAUGGGGAAGUCCGAUGUAUACCUCAAGGGGAUUUGAUUUUAGGGGAAAACAGCCAGUGAACUCAAUUGUAUGCUGUUGCCUGCUGUGUAAUACUUUUA
This is a messenger RNA of Pezoporus occidentalis (night parrot), 2205 nucleotides long. RefSeq lists its product as uncharacterized. Gene Ontology annotation, biological process: DNA integration. The transcript has 2 exons. Lineage: Eukaryota; Metazoa; Chordata; Aves; Psittaciformes; Psittacidae. Bases 43 to 2166 code for a protein of 707 amino acids. Gene Ontology annotation, molecular function: nucleic acid binding; RNA-DNA hybrid ribonuclease activity. The record is from RefSeq and is a predicted model, not a curated record.